AUGAGUAGAGGUUUAGAAGAAAGUUCACAAGAAACACAACCUGAAGUGAACAGGAAAGAAACAGAACAACAUGAAGUGGUGAAGAAAGAACACCCUACUAAUGAAGGGUUACCAGAGAAGUUUCCGGAAGGUGUUCGGGUUUUGGUUAUUGAUGACGAUCCUGAGUUUCUUCAACAUAUUGAAAAGUUGCUUAAAGAACUUCUCUAUCAAGUUACCACGUAUAGUCAGCUUCAAGCGGAGACCCUGUUGUCUACACUACAAGCUGCAAGAAACAAAUUUGAUAUUGUUUUGAGUAGUCUAUAUAUGGCCAAUAUGGAUGGUUUGGAGCUGCUUAAACACAUGUUAGCAGAAAUGGAGAUACCUGUUGUCAUGAUGGUGUCAAGCAAGGACGACAAUAAUAUUGUUAUUAAGUGUCUCACUGAAGGAGCAUGUGAUUGCUUAAUUAAGCCGAUUGAAAGAAAGGACAUAGAACUCAUAUUUAAGCAUGUGAUCAUCCGAAAGAUGAGAGUAGAACACUCAUGUGAAUGUGAAUGCCACCAAAAAUCAACCGAAACGUCAGAUUUCGGUGUAGCUUUAGGAAACAGCAAAUCCUUGAGGAGGAAGAGGAAAAACGGGGAGGAAAUUGACAAGGUUGUGGAUACCGGUGGUAUGUCUAUGGCAAAGAAAACAAGAAUUGUCUGGACUGACGAACUCAAUCGGAAAUUUGACGCAGUCAUAGAAAAGCUUGGAAUUGAAAAGGCUGUUCCAAAGAAAAUUCUCGAGCUAAUGAAUGUUCCCGGGCUUAAAAGAGAUAAUGUUGCUAGCCACCUUCAGAAAUAUCGCCAGAGUUAUAAAAAUUCACAAGGCUAUCCUGCAUGUAAUCUGAAUACAUCUAUGAAUCAACCAGAAUCACACUUGGCACCUUUAUUGCAUAGCGGUGGACUUAUCCAGUACUCAAAUAAAUUUCAAAAUCACAGUAUGCAGGAUGGUCAACUAGGGAGACCAACGCAUAAUACAAUUGACCCUUUACUAAGCAAUGGCAGGUUCCGACCAGAUCAUUCUAAGUUUGUGACAAAAACUGGUUAUAUACCUCAUCAGUCCCAGAUGAGAGAUCAUUAUCAGUCCCAGAUGAGAGAUCAUUAUAUUAACAGUCUGCCCGGACUGAUGGAGCAGAAAAUGUUUCUGAAUGGCCAAGAUCAUAAUGCCAGAGCAGCCCAUAAUCGGCGUAACCAACCUUAUUCUGGAGGUGAUCUAAAGACGAACUACAUGACUGCUGAAUUUCUCCCAAAUUAUCAUAGUAUAGACAGUACUCUGAAUUUACCCAACUUUCCGACGAAUAAUAUGAUUCAUCAUGAGCAAAGUUUUCAGGGCUCCAUUGAUGAGAACUGCAUGAAAUGGAAGCAGCAACCACCUUGUGCCAGUUCAGAUUUAGAUGCGUCGAACAGUAUAUACCCACCUCCAGUCACUGACCGGUAUAGUCUUCUUAAUAGCCAAAAAAAUAACCAUGGGCACUCAGAUAACCUUAUGCGGAGCCAAAAUAAUCACCACUUUGAGACUUUAGCAGGAGCGCAGUUGUUAAAGCCACCACAGAUGGAAGGGAUGGAACCCCAAACAGAAACUAAGUUUGAAGACGAUGAAAUGAAGUUUGAAGAUGAUGACACUAAGUCUGAAGACUAA
Papaver somniferum (opium poppy) is the source of this 1656-nucleotide messenger RNA. Its product is annotated as two-component response regulator ARR2-like. Gene Ontology annotation, molecular function: DNA binding. The transcript has 5 exons. The record is from RefSeq and is a predicted model, not a curated record. Gene Ontology annotation, biological process: phosphorelay signal transduction system; cytokinin-activated signaling pathway. The coding region runs from base 1 to 1656 and encodes 551 amino acids. NCBI's taxonomy places the organism in Eukaryota, Viridiplantae, Streptophyta, Magnoliopsida, Ranunculales, Papaveraceae.